Ictidomys tridecemlineatus (thirteen-lined ground squirrel) is the source of this 2945-nucleotide messenger RNA. It is a transcript of the gene Pex11a, whose product is annotated as peroxisomal biogenesis factor 11 alpha. The record is from RefSeq and is a predicted model, not a curated record. NCBI's taxonomy places the organism in Eukaryota, Metazoa, Chordata, Mammalia, Rodentia, Sciuridae. Gene Ontology annotation, biological process: peroxisome fission. Gene Ontology annotation, cellular component: peroxisomal membrane.
CGGACCCGGACUCCCCCCAGGGGCCAGCUGAGUCCCAGAGGACCCACGACCGACCCAGUGUUGCCUCGGGUCGGUGCCAUGGACGCCUUCAUCCGCUUCACCAACCAGACCCAAGGUCGGGACCGACUCUUCAGAGCCACUCAAUACACAUGCAUGUUGCUUAGAUAUUUGUUAGAGCCUAAAGCUGGCAAAGAGAAGGUGGUAAUGAAGCUCAAGAAAUUGGAGUCCAGUGUGAGCACUGGGCGUAAAUGGUUCCGAUUAGGCAAUGUGGUACAUGCUGUCCAGUCGACUGAGCAGAGCAUUCAUGCCACCGACCCAGUGCCCCGCUUAUGCUUAACAUUAGCCAACUUGAACCGUGUGGUUUAUUUCAUCUGUGACACCAUUCUCUGGGUGAGGAGUGUGGGUCUCACCAUGAGCAUCAACAAAGAGAAAUGGCAAACAUGGGCCACCCGCCACUACUACUACUUUCUCCUGCUGAGCCUGGUCAGGGAUCUGUAUGAAAUCUCCCUGCAGAUGGGACGGCUUGCACAUGACAGGGCAACAAGAGAGAAGUCAUCCCAGAAUCCUUUUGGGUACAGCUUGGCUGAUGAAGAAACAAAAUGGCUUCAGUCCUUCCUCCUUCUUUUAUUCCGAUCUCUGAAGCAGCAUCCUCCCUUGCUUCUGGACACAGUGAAGAACUUAUGUGACAUCCUGAUCCCCUUGGACCAGAUGGGGAUCUAUAGGUCCAACCCAGGCAUCAUUGGGCUUGGAGGUCUUGUAUCCUCUGUGGCAGGUAUCAUCACUGUGGCCUAUCCUCAGAUGAAGCUGAAGAUCCUCUAGGGUGUUGGUAGGCUCAGGACCAGUGACUGUUUAAAGAAGACAUCUUCAUGAAACAUUUACAUCAGUCACAAAUCAUGUCAUAUCAUGCUUAUGUUUUUUGUUCACAUGAAUAUUUAUGACCUGUAAUGUGAGCUGAGGUGGGGCCAAAAAUGGAGCAUGAAGAUUUAUGGUGUUUUUAGAGUGCUGGAAUGACUUCUGAAUUUCUGAAUAUUUUCCAUUCACCUAACAUUUACUGAGCAUCUCUUAUGUGCAUAGUAGGCGCUUAGCAUUUGCCACACGAAUAAAAAUUGAAAGGAAAAAAUUGAAAAAGACCCGAUAAAACUAAUAAGUGAACACUAAUAUACGUAUAGAUUGGGUUAUAUGGAUUAUUGGUUUCACAUGAUUGUCAUAGAUCUGAUGCACAGCACCUUCAGAUUUGAUAGCUAUCCGCUUCUAUCAGCUAUACCUGCCUCCAAGAUUGUCAGUAGCAGGAUGGAGGGGAGCUGGGCUGAAAGCCUCCUCACCUGUUGGCCUUGACCAUCAUUGUACUUUUUUAAAAAAAUAUAUUUUUAGUCGUAGAUGGACACAAUAACCUUUAUUUUAUUUUAUUUUUUUCAUGUGGUGCUGAGGAUCAAACCCAGUGCCUCACAUGUGGUAGGCAAGUGCUCUACCACUGAGCUACAGCCCCAAACAACCCCAUCACUGUAUUUUUGUCCUUUUGUUCAUAAGUAGAAUCAGAAACAUAUCAGGCACCUUCUUUGUGUAAAUAUGUCUGUGGGUAGAACCCUUUAAUAAUGCAGUGAGUAAGCAGAAAUCAGAAGUAAACAAAAGAGAAAAAUAGGUGGAAGGUCACAUCCUGCCUAUUAUGUAGAUUGUGACAGAUAAGAAAAUUGACCCUGAAAAAAGCAAAUAAAACCUGGGUCAGGACAUUCCUUUGACCUUCUAGUGUGAGUUCUGUGACAACUCACUGCCUUCAUGAUUGAGUACAAGUAUGAGACUCCAGAAUCCUGUGCUUUUGACCUCUACCCUUCUCAAAUUUGGAACUUUUGAUGAUGGUUUAUAUUUUGUCCUACAAAACUAAAGCUACCUAGACUUGUCAUCCAGAUUAUUUUAUUUAAAACCAUGUAACAGUUUGGGCAAUUUCACAUUAAUUUUCAUCAAAAUGUAUGCAGUCUAAAAUUUUGUGACUAUUCUUGUGAAUGUAGGAAAACCAUAAUUUUCUUAGAUCUUAGGGUCAUUGAGGGAGCAGUAAGGGGCCAAUAAAGAGGACACAGAAGCAUUUACUUGUGUUCCUACUUAUUUAUAAAUAAUAAGUUAACUUAUUUGUAAAUCCAGGUCCUUUAGUUUGAGGGAAGAGAAGUGGAGAGAUAGGGUGCCAGUAGGUAGGAGGCCAACACUAAAGUAAAGCCAUGUCAUUUAUCUGAAUGGAAAUCAGAAAAAUAUGCACUGAGUAAGGUUCCCAUAAAUGUGAUCGAGUUUUUUGAAAAGUAGACCCUGGUCCUUGGCGCUCUGUUAUUCGUGUGUGUGUGUGUGUGUGUGUGUGUGUGUGUGUGUGUGUGUAGUAGGGCAGGGGUGCUAGGGAUUGAUCCAUCCUAGGGUCUUGCACAUCUUGGGCAAGCACUCUACCAGUGAGUCACAUCCCCAGCCCUUUUUAAAAUUUUGAGCAGUGUCUUACUGACUUGCCCAGGCUAGCCUCAAACUUUUGAUUCUCCUUCCUCAGCCUCCCAAAUAGAGAUUACAAAUGUGUACCAGUGCACCCAGUGACUGGCUGUUUUUAAUCUGAUCAGUCAAGAUAAGAGAUUUGAGCUGGGUAUGGUGGUGCCCACCUGUAAUCCCAGCAGCUCAGGAGACUGAGGCAGGAGAAUCACAAGUUCAAGGCCAGCCUAGGCAAUUUAGUGAGGCCCUAAGCAACUUAGAAUCUGCCUCAAAAUGUGGCUCAGUGGUUAAGUGCCCCUGGGUUCAGCCCUCGGUGCCAAUAAAUAAAUAAAUAAAGGAAGUUUGACAAAGAAUAUUUUGGGAGUUUUAAGAGAAAUGAAAGCUGCUAAAGCAGGGCAAAUAAAAAAGUUUAAAUAACUGUUUUUUAAUCUUGUCCAGAUUCCCUGCUGUAAGAGAUUAAUUAUGCCAAAUAAAUUUCUAGACAAAACUGA